Molecule: messenger RNA, 603 nt
Organism: Monoraphidium neglectum
Lineage: Eukaryota; Viridiplantae; Chlorophyta; Chlorophyceae; Sphaeropleales; Selenastraceae
Exons: 1
Source: RefSeq, a predicted model, not a curated record
UUGGAAGGGGUUACGUGGGCGGAGCCCGGGAGGGAGCCGGCGUUUGAGGUGCCGCCGGAGCCGGAGGCUGUUGAAGAUUUUGAGGAUGAUGAGGUGACGGCGGCGGCGGGCUGGCACGAGCAGGACCGAGAGGCCGGGGACCCGCGGGGCGGCGGCGGCGGCGGCAGCGGCGGAGGGGGCGCGGCGGCGCCGAGGGAGGCGCCGCGGAGGGACACGACGGCGCACUUGUCGCCGGCGGCGCCCGUGCCUGGGGUGCAGCAGCAGCAGCAACAGCAGCAGCAGCAGCAAGCGGUUGCAAACGUAGCAGGUCAGGGCCAGAAAGGAGGCGAGCCAGCGCAAGCCCAGGCUCCCGCCGCCUCGCCAGCCGCCGCGUCGGUGGCGCACCAUUUCCGCGCGGGCGGCGGCGCCGACCCAUCCGCGGACGCGGCGCGGCGGCAGCAGCACGACCGCCUGCAGGGGGUGCUCAAGGGUCAGACCAUGUUCCUGGCCCUGGUCUUGUGCGCCGCCGGCCUCGCCGCCGUCGGGGUGGUCUGGCGGGUGUCGCGCGGCAGGCGGGGCGGGCCCGCGGCCAGGGGCCGCAGGGGGGCGGCGUCGCCGCUUUGA